ACACCACGAUUCACGACGCCGAUCUGUCAGUGUCAUCUCUUAGCUCUUGUCUCAUGUGUGUGCUGUAUUUUAAAAUUUUAUUGCAUUGGAUGUAUUUGAGAUAGUGUUGAUUACGAAUUAUAAUUUAACUACUUAGAAACUAAUUACAGAAUUUAAAAUGUAUUUGAGAUAUUUUUUAAACGAGAGUGGAGAUCGCCAGUAUACAUUAGCUACCAUUGAUCCUAGCGGAAAGCCUACAUUAUCUGCACAUCCAGCUCGUUUCUCCCCUGAAGAUAAAUAUUCAAGACAAAGGAUCACUAUUAAAAAGAGGUUUGGUCUGCUGUUGACACAACAACCAGAGCCCAUACAUUAAGAUGCAACAAUCUAAAUAAGUAUUAUUAUAAGUGACUUAAUGCAAAAUAAAUUUAAAAAUUA
Molecule: messenger RNA, 414 nt
Organism: Zerene cesonia (dogface butterfly)
Lineage: Eukaryota; Metazoa; Arthropoda; Insecta; Lepidoptera; Pieridae
Gene: Nop10
Product: H/ACA ribonucleoprotein complex subunit 3
Exons: 3
Coding region: 158-352 (64 amino acids)
Biological process (GO): snRNA pseudouridine synthesis; rRNA pseudouridine synthesis; positive regulation of telomerase RNA localization to Cajal body
Cellular component (GO): box H/ACA telomerase RNP complex; box H/ACA snoRNP complex
Molecular function (GO): telomerase RNA binding; box H/ACA snoRNA binding
Source: RefSeq, a predicted model, not a curated record